This is a messenger RNA of Rosa chinensis, 1248 nucleotides long. RefSeq names its product RNA polymerase II C-terminal domain phosphatase-like 4. Gene Ontology annotation, cellular component: nucleus. NCBI's taxonomy places the organism in Eukaryota, Viridiplantae, Streptophyta, Magnoliopsida, Rosales, Rosaceae. Gene Ontology annotation, molecular function: RNA polymerase II CTD heptapeptide repeat phosphatase activity. Bases 1 to 1248 code for a protein of 415 amino acids. The transcript has a single exon. The record is from RefSeq and is a predicted model, not a curated record.
AUGACUGUGGCUACAGUCUGUCCAAUUUUACACAAUAUCGAUAGCCUUGUUGCGUUUCUUAAGAAAGGAGGACGAUUGGAAUCUGAUCAUAGCGACAUAGGAUUGACAGAGAGGACAAAAAGGCGCAGGAUAGAAACUAAUCUGGGUGUUUCGGAAGAAGCAAGAUUUGCGGAUGAAGAGAAGUCCAGGUCUUCUGGAAUGAGAUUCGGGUACUUACACAAGUGCUUAGGGCUUAAUGAUGAUGAAAUUGAUCGUUUACGCAACGAAAACACUCAAAACUUAUUGUUGAACUAUAAGAAACUUCAUUUGGUACUUGAUCUAGACCACACCCUGCUCAAUUCAACUUUCCUAGAUAAUAUGUCACCAGAUGAAGAAUAUUUGAAGACUCAAACCCAAUAUGAUCAUUCCCUGCAACAUGUUCACAUUGUGGAUACUCCCAGCAUGCGACUGAUGACAAAGUUCAGACCAUAUAUUAGGACCUUUUUAAUGGAAGCCAGUCAAAUGUUUGAGCUGUCCAUAUACACAAUGGGUAAUCGAGACUAUGCUCUUGAAAUGGCUAAGCUGCUUGAUCCUGGAAAUCAAAUCUUUGGUGGUAGAGUCAUAUCACGUAGUGAUAGCACAGAAACAGAUCGAAAGGGUCUAGAUGUCCUGCUUGCCCGAGAUUCUGCUGUUUUAAUCCUUGAUGAUACAAAAGAUGUGUGGACAAAUAUCAACCAGGACAAUGUAAUAGUAAUGCCCAGAUACCAUUUUUUUAAAUCUAGUUGUCAACAAUAUAGCAUCAGUAAUAGUAAGCCUUAUUCCGAGUUGAAGACCGACGAAUGUGAUCGGUAUGGAGGAGCUUAUCUUGCAAAUGUACUUCAACUUCUUAGACAUAUCCACACCAUCUUCUUUAAUGAAGUCGAGAUAGAGGGGUGGGAUCUUAUCGACAGAGAUGUGAGGCUCGUCUUAAAAAUCCUUCAGAAGGAAGUCUUGAAGGGUUGUAAAAUUGUUUUCAGCCAUGUAUUCCAUUCAAAUGUCAAGGCUGAUACUCAACCUUUGUGGAAGAUGGCGGAGCAGUUGGGAGCUACUUGUUCGACACAAGUUGAUCCAUCAGUCACACACGUGGUUGCAGCAGAUGCUCGAACACAGAAAUCUUGUUGGGCAGUAAAAGCAGGCAAAUUUUUGGUGAAUCCACAGUGGAUCCAUACUGCAAAUUUUAUGUGGCAAAAGCAACCUGAAGAAAAUUUCCCCUGCCAUUACCAACAUUAA